UGCUCAUUCCGGCAGCGGGCGGAGGCUCGUUCCUUGGCAACCAGCGGCCCCGCCGCGGCCCGGCAGUUGCGGGCGGCCGCAGCCUGGCUGCCCGCAGCGGCAGCGCUGGACGGCGGCGGUGCGGCCGGAGGUGCGGGGCGGCGGCGGAGGCGAGACGUGGGAUGGGGGCCGCCUCCCCCCGCCAUCAUGUUGCUGGGUAGGAAGCCGGAGGCGCCGCCCGGUGCAGCCAGGUUUGGAGACGGAUUAUAUGACUCCUAUAUGAGGAUAGAUCAGCUUAGGUACCAAGAGUCUGCAAAUGAAGAGCACAGCCCCUCAGGACUGCCUGCCCUCGGAAGAUCUAAUGUUUGUAGCACCAAGCUUGCAAUGAAGGAUCACCCUCUGAGUGGGAGCCAGGUCAAAGUGGAACAAUUGUUUGAAGACUCUGGGAACAGAAGAAGUGGUUCCCUUCAGUCUGCAGGAAUUACUUGUUCAGAAAGAUCUCUUCCUUCCCUGACAAGAGAUAAAAGCAUAGAGAGCUUAAGCACUUCUAAAGGUGGCAUCAGUUCCUCAAAAGCACACAAGGCUAUUUCCCAAGCUCCAGAAGAAGCCGUCAAACAGUACAAGCAUCAAUUAUCAGCAUAUGAGCAGCAAGAGAUAUUUAACUUCUCUGAGAUUUACUUUGUGGGUCCAGCUGCAAAGAAGAGGCAAGGAGUGAUUGGUGGCCCCAACAACGGAGGUUAUGAUGAUGACCAAGGCAGCUACAUUCAUGUGCCCCACGACCAUCUCGCUUACCGCUACGAAGUGCUCAAAAUCAUUGGUAAGGGCAGUUUUGGACAAGUUGCUAAAGUCUAUGACCACAAACUCCACCAGCAUUUAGCCUUAAAGAUGGUUCGCAAUGAAAAGAGAUUCCAUCGUCAAGCAGCAGAAGAAAUCCGGAUCCUGGAGCACCUGAAGAAACAGGAUAAAAGUGGCAGCAUGAAUGUUAUUCACAUGUUGGAAAACUUCACAUUUCGGAACCACAUCUGUAUGACUUUUGAACUCUUGAGUAUGAACUUGUAUGAGCUGAUUAAGAGAAAUAAGUUCCAGGGUUUCAGCAUCCAGCUGGUGCGUAAGUUUGCUCACUCUAUACUGCAGUGCUUGGAUGCGCUCUAUAGAAACAAAAUCAUACACUGUGACUUGAAGCCGGAAAAUAUCCUUCUCAAACAGCAAGGGAGGAGUGGAAUCAAGGUUAUAGAUUUUGGGUCCAGCUGUUUUGAGCACCAAAGAGUCUACACGUACAUUCAGUCUCGAUUUUAUCGAGCACCAGAGGUAAUUCUAGGAAGUCGCUAUGGGAUGCCCAUAGAUAUGUGGAGUUUUGGCUGUAUUCUGGUGGAGCUAUUGACUGGAUACCCUCUUUUUCCUGGAGAGGACGAGGGAGACCAAUUGGCUUGUAUGAUGGAACUUCUCGGAAUGCCCCCUCAGAAGCUUUUGGAUCAAUCCAAGCGAGCCAAAAACUUUAUCAACUCCAAGGGUCAUCCUCGUUACUGCACUGUAACUACACAUGCAGAUGGAAGAGUGACCCUCAACGGGAGCCGAUCGCGCAGGGGGAAAGUGCGAGGUGCUCCAGGGAACAAGGACUGGGUGACAGCACUGAAAGGCUGUGACGAUCCCUUGUUCAUAGAGUUCUUAAAGGAAUGUCUCAGCUGGGAUCCUGCCGUGCGCAUGACUCCAAGUCAAGCUUUAAGGCACCCGUGGAUUUGUAAACGAACACCCAAACCACCCAGCACUGAUAAAACCUCCAGUAAAAGGAUUUCUAGCUACACGAGUUCUUUCACGGGAAUUGGUUCCAAGUUGCCUCCUGUGGUUGGGGUAGCAAACAAGCUGAGGGCUAACUUAACAUCCGACGCCAAUGGCAGUAUACCUUUAUGCACUGUGCUGCCGAAGCUGGUCAGCUAGUAGCGAAUCAUCUUAUUUCCAGAACACAUACUUUUUAUUUUAAUUAUUUGUUAAUAACGUCAAAGGAAGUUAAAGGCAGAGGUUUUUAAUGGAUUUAAACAUUUAAAGGGCUAACUUUUAUCAGACUGUUUCUCUUGCAGCGAGGUGCGGAUGGCAUUCUAGGUAGGUCAGGUCAUCUGAUGAGUAACGUGGCAGUUUGGCUGCUGUGCUAUGUAAUAAUGCUGUUUUGGAAACCAAACUAGACAGCUUAGGAGGUUAUUUUGCUUAGGACACAAGGGAAAUUGACUUACAAUGUAUAUUUUCAGUUAAUCCCCAAAUUAACUUAUUUUGGGGAGAGUUUUUACACCCGUUUUCACAAGCACAAAUGCGUUAUGGGUGUAAUGCAUUAAGAACUCACUAACUUGUGUCUGAAAGAUUGGACUCCUCUGUGCUGCUUUUCCCUCAUCUAUUCUAAGAAUUUUAAGGAAUACCUUUGGGUAGAAAUGCUGACAAAUUUGGUGUUGACAUUUUAUAGCCUGAAUUGUAUUUUAUUUCAGGAACGCCAUGGAACACAGGAGGUGUAGGUAGAUGUAAUUCCUGCACAUGUGCUAUUUCCCUUUACAGUCUGUGGGAGGCUGACAGGGAAGCUCAGGAGCAGAAGGAGUCCAUUGCAGGCAUGGGCAGCUUUGUUUGGGGCUGAUGAUUCCAUGACAUGUUUCUUGGAGCUCAGAUUAAGAAGCUCUCCCAGGUGUGUGUGUAUAUGUGUGUGUGUGUUUGCUUGUUGGUGUGAGUUCUAGGUUUGGUUUUGUUGUGUGUGUGAAGUCUAUUGAAUUCCAUGGAACUCUAAAGCAUGCCAUGCUGGUCAGACAAGUAAAAGUUCUUAAGAUGUAGAAUAUAAGAAGAAAACAUGUGUGGAACAGCCCUAAUAAAUGGAAUAGCUCUCCAAAAUCUCAGUGUAAUCUCAGGAAGGACUGAUAAGAUACAAAAAAAUUCAUAGAUCCAAAUCAAACUGCGUUAUGAGAUAAAUUAUUUUAGUCCUAAUCAUAUUCCUUUGGGUCUGAGAGAGAUGUUUCUGCAUGCUGAGAUGUGUAGGCUUCUAAUUCCUUUAUCUUCCAAGAACAUGGGGUGGUGGUGUGACCUGUAACGAUAGCAGCACAACUUGUUCUGGUUCUUAGCUCUUGGAGCCACAUGGCGUGGGUCCAUUUACAAAAACAUCUGAUCUCUUGCCAGGUUCCUGAAUGCAAUUUUAAACACAAUUUAGAACUCUUAUGAAGAGAGGGUUUUAAAUUUAAUGAGUUUCUCCGCAGCAAGUUUUUAGUAUUAAAACAAGGAGUCUCUGGUUCUACAAACAAAAGAAGGAUCAGGGUGAUUUGUAAGAUAAGGUGACCACAUGUUCAAUAGCAGAGCUGGCUUCUGAGGAGAUGGGGCUGAGCUUUCAGCUUCUCCCUAUUCUAAUUACAGCACUGCUCAAAAGCUGGAUGGAGGCGUGGAUGGAAAGGCCAAAGAGUGAGAGCCAAAGCCCCAGGCUUCCCACAACUGUUCUUUAAGUGGAGAUUCUCACAUAGGAGCUUUGCUGACUUCUGUUUUAUGAGAGUAAAUGCACUAAGCUCAGUAAUGCUAUUCAAAUAGUGUAGUCUAGCUUUUAUCCACGUGGCCACGAGCAACAGCAGUGUGUGUGUGUGCUGUGUUUGUUGUUCACUUCACACUAAGGCACGAGUGGUAUUUUAUGUUUAGAGAAGCUGAAUGAUGUUUUAUUAGAACAUACAAGCAGGGAAACAGAUUUUGGGGGGGGGAGGGAAGUGAUAGGACACACCACCAAUGUCAGCAGCAUCUCUAAUAGAAGGGACACAUUUCCCAAAGCCAGAACGUCCCGUUUCCUCUGAUUUUCCUAUUUGCAUUUUUAACUUUCUUUUAUUUAAAUAAACCAGGUGGGCGAGGAAGAAGGGGAACCUUGUGAGGAGCAGUAGCUUGGUAAGAAAGGUGUGUAGAAAAGGAGCACUUGGCAUAGAAGGGCUGUAGAGUGGCAGUAGUGUUUGGAGCCAGGAAGAAGACAGAGUGUUUGUGUUAGGAGCUGUACAAGGAGGAGAUGGAAUACCCUGUUUUAGGAGCAGCAACCAGUGGCUUGGCUGUAGAAUGCUUUCAUCUCUAAAAUACCCAAUGUGGAAUGAUUGUUCUCCUGGGACUUCUGGGAUCUGGUUAUGACGAGGCAACUUCUCACAUCACAGCUGCGAAGCAACAAAUGGAGUCAUUAGCUGGCAAAAACGUUGCCUUUUUUACCUCAAAAUGUUGUGUUCACCUUGACCUGACUGAGCAAGGUGCUCUCUGUGAGCUGCACAUGUUGAAGAAUCAACCUUAUUUACCUGGGACUACUCCUGUGUUUUAAAAUCACACAGUUAACUGUCUUGCUAAUCUGUUCUAUGUAGCCACAGCAGAUGAGAAGGAAAAAGAAGCAACUUUGGAAGAUUUCUACUAUAUUGAAAAGAGGUUCUACAUAACCCAGAGCUCUGUUUUCAUUUACUAAGCCCUGUGUUCUUUAUGCAGUAUUUGCUUUCUAAGAAUAGCGUGGCACAGUGUGCCCGAAGUGGAAGAGCCCUUCAAGGGAGCUCAUAAAUUCAGUGUCUGUGUGAGCUGAGUUCUCAUACCUGCAAACACUUCCCUUGUUGAACUCGUGGUGGGUUCCUAUGGGAAUCACACACAGCCACGCUCACAGGGCUGGAACACAGGCUGUGUUGUUAACAGUGUCGUUUAUCAAUCAUGGAUCUGCUUGCAGUGACAGUCUUCAGUGAGAUGAUGUCGAAUCUCAAGUCCACAUUUGCUUUUUGAGAAGCUGAGCACUAUAAAUGAGGUCCGAGGUUAUCAGAAGUGCAUCGCUUUCAUUACUUGUAAUACUGGUUAGGAUGUUGAAGUGAUACAGUGCUGAACUCAUCUAAAUAGAUGAACGCAACAGUGUUUGUUUUUGAGGAACCUCUUUGUUUUACCAGCACUCAUGAGGUUCCCCUGCACCCUCAAUUGUGUUCUCUUAGGAAGUUAGCACGACACAAAUGCCAAUUGCUUGGGUUUCUAACCAAACAUCCAUCACAUUUCUAGGAACUAUAAUGAAACCACCUGGACUUGUUUGUCGAUGCUCCUUAUGAUGUUUCUUUCUGUUUGACUACUCGUUAUCAUUAGUCUUUGUGUUGGAAGUAACGCGCUGUGUUCAUCGUCCGCGUUUUUAGCUGUUUGUUUUAGCAAUAUCUUUUUUUAACUAUAAAACAAAUGAUAAGGCAGAGCAUCUGCCAGAUAUGCAUCGCUUUUACACCGGGGUCCAAAUACCACGUGGCUGUUUCAGUUGCAAAGAGAAACUUGUUUCUGUUUGAACUCAGUGAUGUGGGAUGUGAUGCUGCAGCCCCCAAAGCUGGUUUGGGCUCUGCCUCCAGUGGGCUCCUUGUUAAGGUUUGCUACCCAGUCUGACCUGUCUGAAUGGGAGUUCUGCUUGUCUGCUAAGCUCAGAGCUCAGAACAAACCCCUCUGUAAGGUUUGAGGUGUGUUAUGCAGUCUGCCAUUGUUUACAAUAGCUGCGAACUAAUAGGGCUUCCGUGCAGGUGGAAGCUGUUGGAAUUAGGAAUUUAGCGGUAGAGGUUCUUUGCAAUGGUCAUCUUUGAAUCUACCUCUGAAAUAAACCUCGGGUCCUUUUUAAAGGGAUGUUCACUGCAGGCUGCAGCUCUAUUUUGUUUCUUUUUAAACACUAAUAGCUGUUUUGGCUGCGAAACGUCCACAUGAUGAUCUCAGCGAUGUCUUACUAAUCCUACCCACACAAACGAAAGGCUGAUUGUGCGCUCGGAUCUGGGCUGAAAUGAUUGACACAAAUCCCCCCCUGCCUGCCAAAGUUUAAUGCCGGUAUGGAAGCGAAGAGCCAAAAUAACAUGGAAAGAUCUGCAGCGCUUCUCUGCGGUACCCAGCUGGGAUGGAAAGCAAACCACAGUGAAAGACUUCUCCUUAAUUCAAAGAGCUUGCAGCUUUUCCAUGUGUCAAGCACUAGGAGGCUGUGGGUACCCAGCAUCUAUCAAACUGGACGUCAUGGUUUUAUAUCUGAUGUAUAUCGAAGAUACCACUUGAUUCUUGUUAUUUUUUUUUAACUUGAUAUGGCUGCAUUUCCCAUGUAGCAUCAAAGAGCCCCAAACUCUGCCAACACUUUGUUCUCAGCUCCCACUGUCACAUUUAGACCUUGGGGUCAGCAGAGCAGUCUUGCAUGGGUGAGCAUCGCUGUGUUCAUAGGGAACACAGGCUGCAGCCCUGCAGGAAUAACCCGUGUUCCCUAUCCAUAGUACUGUGCCUUAUUAUUUUACCAGCCUACAUUCGUCUUGGUGCAAUGAAUUUACUAUUCAGGGUUUCUUAUCCUUUGCAGCUGUCCACACUUUAUGUCGGUGUGUGUGUGUGAGGAAUUCACAGGUUAGCCUUCUUAUUGUAAAUACAGUGAGGUGGAAAUGUAGGAAACACUUUAAGGUGCAUGUGAAUAUAACCCUGUGAAGGAACACUUUCAGUCAGUCUCAAACUCUGUAUCUAAAUGUGACGGGCAGAUAUUUCCUAACGUUGUACUUCUGGUUGUUUUUAAAAGCAAAUAAAUGCAUCAUUUUCUUUAGCA
Messenger RNA from Coturnix japonica (Japanese quail), 6514 nucleotides. RefSeq names its product dual specificity tyrosine phosphorylation regulated kinase 3 (gene DYRK3). Gene Ontology annotation, cellular component: cytoskeleton; nucleus; cytoplasm. Gene Ontology annotation, biological process: cytoplasmic stress granule disassembly; positive regulation of cell cycle G2/M phase transition; peptidyl-serine phosphorylation. Lineage: Eukaryota; Metazoa; Chordata; Aves; Galliformes; Phasianidae. The record is from RefSeq and is a predicted model, not a curated record. Gene Ontology annotation, molecular function: protein serine/threonine kinase activity; protein serine/threonine/tyrosine kinase activity; ATP binding.